UUUUUUUAUCAAGUUCAAAUGUAUUGAGUGCACACAUAAUUGAUAUUGCCCUGGUGAUGGUUCGCAUUUUCGCAGUAAACUUGCAACUCGCUAAAUUUAAUUUACACGAUUUCAGAAAAGUUACGUAGCGUUUUUUGGCCGAUCUAUAGAAGUUUCGGAAUAACAGCCCAUCUACUAGUGGAAACAAACUUGCGAAACCGUUGUUUCCCUAUUUACGCGGCUAAUGUCAAAGUUCUCUCAAUAAAGAACUGCCUCCGGCGAUUCUCUUACGAAAGUAUUUAUGAAGCUCUUGCAAUAAAUAAACGAAUAGAAAUAUAUUCUAACGAAGACCGAUUCCGUGAAAUUAAGUUCAAUUAUUAAGAAAUUGUUUUCAAAAUCAAUAUCGCGAUAUCUAUCUCAUUUUCUCUCUGCGAAAGAUAAUUCUCUUUAUAAUAAAAUUAUAAAUUUAUUCAUUUAAACUUAUUAAUUAUAAAAACAAUUUCUAAAAUAUUCAGUUUUCACAUUGUGAUUUCUUAUAAAUUGAGAUGGAUAAUAUGUCAAUUUGCAUUGCCAUGAUAACAAUCGGGCAUGUUGAAGAGCUUUGAAUUGUAUAGCGACAAGAUAUGAAUAAAGUUAAUAAUGAAUUCUCGCAGAUUUACAUUCAUAGACUUCGCAGAUUUUCGUUAAAAGUUACAUGCUCAUAGCUUCAGAAUAUUUUCAAGAAUGCAACAUAAUGAGAGAGAAUCAUUGAUAAAACUCCGCUCUAUUGCUGAAAGAUAUUACUUUCCAUUCGCUGAGAAUACCUUCGCGAGAUAACACAGAAGAAAUUUUCUCUCAUUUUUUUUCCAUUUAUACGUUUAGAAGAAAAUAAACAUACAACGUUGAAUGUAAAAUAUACGUGACGAAUGUCGUACUUAACGAUAUAUGUACAUGCAAAGAAAUUGUGUUACGGCUCGCAUUGGAAAGACGUUAGCAAAAAGAUUUAUAUGGAUUUAAGAAGUCACUUUUGCACAGAUAAAGGAUGAUUUACAGGCUACAGCUCAGUUGAAUUUUGACAUGAGCAAACGUAAAAGAUGGAAAGAGACAUAUUGCACAAAUGCAUUAGAAAAUAAAGUCGAUUUUUAUAUCUUAAUAUGUGAGAAAUGAAUUUGAUAGAAGACAAUAGAUCAAAAUAUCAUCUAAUAUUAUUAUAUAAAAAUUAAAUUUUGAAGUGUUUAAUUUUCUAAAUUUUAAAAAUUAAGAUUAAAAUUUGUAUAACUUAAAGCUCAUAAUAAUUAAAUUUUUUAAAUUUUAAACGUCAUUUUUAUAUAAUGUAUACAUUAAUUUCAUUAUUCUUUUUAAUUUUUUUUGUUUAAACUGAAGCAGAGAUUUUCACGUGGUUCACGUGGAAAAUCGUUGCGCAGUUUGACUGAGAUUUUUGUCAACGUAUUUUUAACAUUUCAAAAAAAACCUCAUGUUACGGAAAGCGCGAAUUUACGUAUAUUCACUAAAAGCCUAUUUCAUGAGAUGUGUGAAAUGACAAGCACAAAAUUAGUUUAGAUUUUUUUUAUAAUAAAAAAUAUAUACGUAUGCAUAUUCUUAUUUAUAAUGUUAUUAUAAAUUACCUCCUUUAUCAAGCUAAUUUCUUGUAGUACUUGUUAAGAAAUGCGUUUUUUUUAAUGUUAAAAAAUGUUCUAUAAAUAAAAUUAUAACGCAAACCUAUAUAGUUCAACUCAUUAAUCAUUGAUAAUAAUGAUUUUUUAUAGCGAGUUAUCAAGAAUUAUAGAAAGGCCUCAAGGAGCGUUUUAACGAAUUUUAAUGAGAAAUAAAACUAUUACUUUGCCAAGCUUUUUAAUUCGGAUAAUUUAUAAAUAAUUUAUAUUAAUGUAUAAUUUAUAUUUUACCUGAGGUGACAUUUCUUUCAAAACAUUAAAGUAAAUUAGAGAAAAUUUUGAAACACGCAGAAAAUUGUCAAUUAGAUAAAAAUCAUUUACAAAAAUGUUAACAAACUAAGGUAAAUAAAAAAAUUUUUUUUAAAUACACUUUUUUAUUAAUCUCUGCAAGAUUAAAACAAUCACGUUGAAAAACACACAUGAUUGGUAGAAAAUAUAAUUUUUAAGGAAAAUGUUCUUUCGAGAAAAAUAACAAUGCUAGUAGUUAUUAAAUUGUAUAUUUUUAUGAAAACAAAUUGCUCUUAAAAUUUCUUUUUCAUCACAAUUACUAUAGAAACUUCUUCAAUCUCUCUAUUUAAAAAAUAAAAUAAAAAAAAAACUUUCUGAUCAUUAAAACAAUCGUGUAGAAUAUUAAAACGUUAGUCAAUGAUGCGAAAUUUUUUGUGAAGUUUUAACAAUCUUUAGAAAGAGAUUUGAGUAAUCUGAUUUGAGAGGAGAUAUGUCGAAGGAAAUUCGCUAUCAGUAGAAUCUACAGACAGAGCAGUUGACAAGUGUCUGUGGUAGUAUCAAGAUCAUUACGCUCAGUUUGUAUUUAGCAACGUUCUAUUGCGGAUGACAGCUCGUUUUAACAUCUUCAUCGCGAUGGAUGUCUAAUUAUUGGAUCGACAGCGCCGAUUGACGAACAAAAUCGAUCGGUGACCUUGUCUAACUCGCAAAAACAUAUGUUUCGUUUGAAAUUACAAACAUUCGUGUGUUUUUCGAGUACAGUCGACGUUAUUCUUCGUCUCACGGCGAGCGCUAAAUUGUAAACAGCGUGUCUUCCAGCACGAGCGAGAGUAUUUUGUAAUUUCGUUUAUAGCGAUUGAAAGUGGAAUUUCGAUCAUUGCGAUAUUGCGAGGUUUCCAAAUACAUUGCGGUUUCAUCGUCGCGGAAGUUGGAGUACGUGAAAAUUAAAAAAAAAAGGAGUUUGAAAAAAUAAAAAGUGGAAACUGUAGCGCGACAAUUGUGUAGUGACGGUCGAUCGUGGAUUGUAACACUGCGUAAAUACGAGACGAAUUUCAAAUGUAAUAUUUGCUAUUACUGUAACUGUUCGAGUACGAUUCUAAUGAUUAUAAUCUAAUUUUAAUUAAAUUAUAAUUACAAUUCUCGCUAUAUAUACUGCGAAACUUGUGCGAAACUUGAGCGAAACUCGAGUGUAAAACAAUUGUUCGUAGUAUUCGGAAAUCAAAACGAGGAACGUUUAUCUUGUCAAACAGCAAUAAACGUAUCCGCAAGUUUUAUCAGCACGUCGCGCGAGAUUGUCCUCGAAGGGCAGCCUAGUACGAACAUCGCAUUCGGAAUGGAAAUGGAAUCACUUUCGUAUGCAGCCUCGGGAUUCGGUUGGAAAAGCUAAGAACAUAUAAGUGGAAUAUUAAACUAGCCGCUUCGCGUUAGUUUCUUUUCCGGAAGGAGAUUCCGCGAGAAGGCCACGCCGUCGCAAGUAGGCGCGAGUGACCCAUUAACUCAAGAGUCCAGCAGAGGAAAAUUCGUUUGACGGAUUAUCGGAGGCUAAGCGUUUCUUUGUUCGCGAUACGCGCGAUACGCGAUAUAUCAGAAUGUGGAUACGCGAAGGUGUUGCCACGACGAGCCGAACCAGCUUGUGAUACAUCAUCAUCGCGAGAAGGUCAUCCGCGAGAGCAUGGGGACGUCGAGCCAGGAUGAAAACGGAACGCUCGAUUUCUGGCGGGACUGGGAUCUGAGCGAGCUGACCGAGGUCGAGUACCUGAACAAGGUGCUGGGGCCCAAGUACCUGUCUCCCAGGCUGGUGAUACCGCUCACGGUCGCCUACGUGGUGAUCUUCAUCACCGGGAUCUUCGGCAACGUCGCCACGUGCACGGUUAUCGUUCGGAACUCGUCCAUGCAGACAGCCACCAACUAUUACCUCUUCAGUUUGGCCAUAUCCGACCUCACUUUACUUAUACUAGGUCUCCCCAAUGAGUUGAGCGUGUUCUGGCAGCAAUAUCCGUGGGCCCUGGGCACAGGGCUUUGCAAAAUUCGGGCGUAUGUCUCAGAAAUGUCAUCCUACGUAUCAGUUCUCACGAUCAUGGCUUUCUCUAUGGAAAGGUAUUUGGCCAUCUGUUAUCCGUUGCACGUCUAUUCGAUAAGCGGUCUCAAAAGACCGGUACGUUUUAUCCUUGCAGCCUGGUUGAUUGGAAUGGUCUCGGCCAUACCGUUCGCGAUCUAUACUAAGGUCAAUUUCGUCGAAUAUCCGCCAGGAUCGGGAAAUUACUCGGCUGAUUCGGCGAUUUGCGCGAUGCUUCUGCCUGACAUGCCAAAGUUCCCCCUUUACGAACUUAGUUGCAUCAUAUUCUUUCUGAUACCGAUGCUCGUGAUCCUCGUGGUAUACACAAGGAUGGGAUUAAAGAUCAAGAGCAGUACCAAAGAAACACUUGGACCAAUACAAGGCUCCCACGUUCAUGGCGAUCAUCAACAGGUUCACUCCAGAAAAUCUGUCAUCAGAAUGUUAAGCGUGGUCGUCAUAAUGUUCUUCCUUUGCUGGGCCCCAUUUCACGCUCAGCGUUUACUUUACAUCUACGCACAGGAAUCCGAUUAUUACCCGGACUUAAACGAAUGGCUCUACAUUCUGAGUGGCUGUCUGUAUUACUUUAGCACCACCGUCAAUCCGAUUCUCUACAAUUUGAUGAGCAUCAAAUACCGCCACGCAUUCAAACAAACGAUAUGCUGUAGAACAAAAAGGCCGACGAGUGAAAUUUUAACAGUCAAGGAAUUUCAUCCGCGCAGAUGUGAUUCUACAAACGAACCGUAUGACCAAAGUGUUAAGUGCUCUGUUAGGCAUAUGAUAGCCCAAGCCAAAGAGAUAUUUUGUUUUACAUCAAGCCGACAGGAAAAUAUCAAGGAUAAUAAGAGAAAUAAUGAAAAUGCAAGCAAUUUUCCUCAAAAUGCUUAUUUGUUGCAAAAAGAAGAUUCAACCUCGACGUUUCUCUUUGAACGAGGGCACCUUCUCGCUCAUCAGCAGCCUAGCAAUGAAACAACGUCCACGAAAAGAUCGGAAGAUGCUGUUUCCAUAGCAGUCUAAAAGCAAUCUGUGAUCUAUUUUCACUCACUUUUAUCUAGAUGCAGUUAUAAUGCGCGUAGCUGUAAAUAAAACUAGGCAGACUGAAUUCUCGAUUAUAAAUGCCUGAAAGGUUUUAUUGUUUUGUAAAUAGGUAGACAGCUUGAAUUUUAAUUUUUUUUUUAUCAAUUGUAAUAACGCGCCAAAAUUGAUUUUAUACUAUUUAUUUCAAAAUAAAAUUUUACACAUGUUAUGCCUGACAUUUAUUUUACGUUUGUGAAUUUAUGCAAUUUUAGAAAGCAAAUGUUUAAAAUCUCGAUAUGAGAAAAAUAAUAAUUUUCGUCAAAAUCCCGAUACGGUUACUUUCAUACAAAGAUCGCGAUACGCUUUAUAUCUCGGUGAGCUAUACUUUAAUGAAAAUAAAUUUACAGUAUUAAUGGUUAGAAGUUUUUUUAAUUCAUUGGAGAGUUCCAACACGUUUCAGCAACAAUAUUAUCCUGUUAAUUUGUUCUCCGAAUCUGUUAAUUCUCGACAUGUAACGUAUACCUUUUUGCAUAAAUAAAAUGCUAAUUGUAUUAAUUAA
Molecule: messenger RNA, 5485 nt
Organism: Monomorium pharaonis (pharaoh ant)
Lineage: Eukaryota; Metazoa; Arthropoda; Insecta; Hymenoptera; Formicidae
Product: neuropeptides capa receptor
Exons: 6
Coding region: 3529-4926 (465 amino acids)
Biological process (GO): neuropeptide signaling pathway
Cellular component (GO): plasma membrane
Molecular function (GO): neuromedin U receptor activity
Source: RefSeq, a predicted model, not a curated record